AUGUGGGUUGAGUCAGCCAGUGAGGUACGGAGAGAUGGAAGGGUCUUGGAUUUGAUUAAUGAUACUUGUCAAGAGGACAAGCUGCCUUAUGAGGAGGUUGCAAUAAGGCUGAAUGAGCUUCCCAAACCUGAACAGGGCAACGGUGGCACCACAGGGUCUGUUGAAGAACGAGAAACACCGUGGACCAGUUUGGCCUUACGGUGCCUCCAUGAAAACAUUCCCCUCCCAGGAAACAGACAAUUGGCUCCUUCUUCAUGGAUGGAUUAA
Molecule: messenger RNA, 267 nt
Organism: Artibeus jamaicensis (Jamaican fruit-eating bat)
Lineage: Eukaryota; Metazoa; Chordata; Mammalia; Chiroptera; Phyllostomidae
Product: anaphase-promoting complex subunit 13-like
Exons: 3
Coding region: 1-267 (88 amino acids)
Biological process (GO): protein K11-linked ubiquitination
Cellular component (GO): anaphase-promoting complex
Source: RefSeq, a predicted model, not a curated record